GGCUGGGGGCUGAAAGACCCGUCAUCCUUCAAAGGAUAUUUAUUAAUAUUCUUCAAGCCCACAAUGGAUCCCAAACGCCAUCUACAGCAGCCGAGGCCCCUGAGUUCCUCAGCUACGGUUCGGGAGUGACCAUGGCAUCUCAAGUGUCCCCUAACGACUUCAUCAACAUCACCAGACCUCAAUCGAGAGCUCCAAGCAUGAACGGGGAAGCUUGUGCUGCUGCAGCGGUGCCGCGCCCGAGGCUGCCCGUAAAGAAGCAAGCGCCCCAGAAAAGCAUUGACGAGUUCUGGAGCAAGUUCACAACAAAAUAUCCGGGAAAGAUCUUCACGAUAUUGCCAGAUAACCUGUACGCAAAACGCGCCGCUGUUCAUGCACCGAAGGGAUCGACACCUGGCAAGAAUGCGCUUGCAUCGUACGAGGAAGCUGUUCAGUCUUGCAAGACCAAAGUAGCCAAGAUUGUCAAGGAGUGCAGGCGACUGAACCAGAAGUACCGCGACCCCCACUUCGACAUCGAAGCCGACUUCAAGAGGUCGCAAGCAUUUCCAGACAUACCACCUGAUUGCUUGACGAGUUUGGACAAGGAGCAAUCCGAUUUUCAGCCCAUGUCGGUCAAAAGAGUUGAGGACAUCUUCGAAAACCCUCAAUUCUUCAUAGAAGGCGCGACCGCGAACGAUGUGCGGCAAGGCAAUGACGGCGAUUGCUGGUUCAUGUCGGCGCUGGCGACAAUCAGUAACAAGGAGGAACUGAUACAAAGAGUAUGCAUUGCACGCGAUGAGCAGGUCGGAGUAUAUGGAUUUGUCUUCCAUCGAGAUGGCGAAUGGAUCUCGGAGGUUAUCGAUGACAAGCUAUACCUGAUCAAGGAGGACUUCGAUGAGGCUAAGAUCGAGCGCUACCAUUGGUUGGAGCUGCAGAACCGCAAAAGCCCGGAAGAAGAAUACCGAACGGUCAUGCAGACUGGUUCGAGAGCUCUUUACUUUGCGCAAUGCAGCGACUCGAACGAGACUUGGCUACCGCUUCUCGAGAAAGCUUUUGCGAAAGCCCACGGUGACUAUUCCGCUAUCGACGGCGGCUUUGUAGGCGAAGGUAUCGAAGAUCUGACGGGCGGUGUCACCUCAGAGGUUUUCGCUACCGACAUUCUGGAUAAAGACAAGUUCUGGCGCGACGAGCUCAUGAACGUCAACAAGACGUUUCUCUUCGGCUGUGGUCAGAUGGGUGGCAUAUACGGAGAGCGCAAGGGCAUACAAGAGAAACAUGCAUACUCCAUCAUGGAAGCUCGAGAGAUCGAUGGCCAGCGCUUGCUCAAAUUACGCAACCCUUGGGGUCGGACCGAAUGGACUGGCCGCUGGAGUGAUGGGUCGGAAGAGUGGACACCUGAGUGGAUGCAGAAGCUCAACCAUAAGUUCGGCGAUGACGGAGUGUUCUGGAUCUCUUACCGUGAUUUGCUUCGAAACUACCAACAUUUCGAUCGGACUCGUCUCUUUGGACCAGAAUGGACCGUUUCUCAGCAGUGGACAAGCGUCAAUGUCCCUUGGAGUGUCGACUACCUCGAGACCAAGUUCAAAGUUCACCUUGACAAACCCAGUCCGGUUGUGAUAGUGCUCAGUCAACUUGAUGACCGCUACUACCAAGGUUUAGAGGGACAGUACGAAUUCCACCUGCAAUUCCGCCUUCACAAAGAUGACGAAGAUGAGUACAUCGUGCGCAGCAACGGCACCUACUACAUGAAGCGGUCGGUGUCCACCGAGCUGGAUCUUGAGGCUGGCAACUACACGGUGCUUCUCAAGAUCAAAGCUACGAGAUCCACAGGCCAGACUCCAGACGAAGUCAUCAGAGCAACUUGUACUAAACGACGUGAGAAGCUCUUGGCUACGGGUUUGUCUUAUGACCUGGCUCAUGCCAAAGGUCAGUUCAGGGAGCACGAGAAGGAGAAGGCAAGACAACGGCGGGAACACAAGAAUGAGAGCAAGAAGGCCGAAGCCAAGCGUGCACACGAACGAGAGAGGAAGCUGCGCAGGAAACAAAAGCUCCGUGAGCAGAAGAAAGCCGCUAAGGAAACACGCAAGAUGAACCCUCCCGGCGAGAUGAGAGAAGUCGAAAAGAGAUUGCAGGACCUUACUGGCCUCGGCAUUACUGAAGAAGAGAACCGCAUAGCCAGCGAGGAAGAGACGAAGCCCAGCAAUCCUGUUGUCACGAGGCAUCAGCGUGCCGCAAGCGCCAGUGUCGUCGGCGAACGCUCAUCAAGCCCCAGCGGCGGUUUCCAGGGUCGUGGUGGGUACAAUCGUGGUCGUGACGGCUAUAACGCAGCCCUUCCCGGAGCGCUUCAGGGCCGAGGCGGCUACAACCGUAACGAACAGCACGGCUCGGCCAUGGCGGAAGCACUUGCUCUCCAGGGCCGUGGUGGCUAUCAAGCUGCCAACCACGGUUUCCAAGGCCGUGGAGGAUACAAUCAGAACGUGCCUGGAGAGUUCCAGAGCUGGGGUGGCUACAAUGCUGAGCUACCCGGCUCCUAUCAGGGUCGUGAUGGGUACAAUGGCCGUGAUGGGUACAAUGGCCGUGACGGAUACAACGGAAGGGGUGGAUACAAUGAGGGCCAGACCACAGACUCACCGGUGCCGACGCCUCAGCCUACUCCCCAGGCCGAAGAGUUCCGCCCUGGUACCCCAUCUGAGCUUCCUUAUAGCCCUCAACCGGAACGCAGGUCCAGGAUCUCUCCAGUACCUUCGCGCCGCGCUACCCUAUCGCCUAUCCCUGGUGUGAGACCCGCCAUACACAUCACACAAGGCCGUGGAACCAGUGUCAGCUCGCUGAGGGCGCGACACGGCACAUACUCUCCCAACGAGUUGUCUGACGACUCAUCUUGGGACUUCGAUCUUGCCGAUUCGUUAGACUCUGACCCUUCCGAGGAUGAGCUCGACUCAGCUAAGUUGAUCUCUCACGACCAGGUCCGCUACUAUUACCAGAACGGACGAGCAUACUACACUAUUGAGGACGAAGAUGAGUUCGAACGUGAUCCAUGGAACGCUGUGUGCGUCAUCGGUCUUCGUGUCUUCUCCAAGGAUGCCGACGUUUCCAUCGAGGUGCAACACGGUGAGAUGGAGAAGAAGAAGGAUGGUGAUGCUGAGAGCGUAGCGAGCGUCAGCACCAUCCGUCGCAGACAGAAGGAGCUUGAUGUUGACGAUAGCGCUGCUGAUGCGACUUCACCAAUGCGCACCAGAAACAACAUGGACGAGGCCUUGAGGGGUGAAGAGAAGAGGGCAGCCGAGGCUGAGUUAGUCAGUCAUGUUGGGACUGCGCCUGCCGGUAAUGAGCUGAGUCGCCAGGGUACGCUUUCCUAAGUGUUCGCAUAUUGUGCAGCGGGGUUCUUCGCCGUUCACCAAAGCAUUCGUUUGGAUACAUGAUUUGUUUUAGAUGUUGAGCAAGCACGGCGUCCAUUGGCUACUGUUUGGGCGAUAUACCUGUCUCUACCCUCGCGAAGUUCAGCUGAGUAAUCAAUUACUUCUCUC
Molecule: messenger RNA, 3503 nt
Organism: Macroventuria anomochaeta
Lineage: Eukaryota; Fungi; Ascomycota; Dothideomycetes; Pleosporales; Didymellaceae
Product: cysteine proteinase
Exons: 3
Coding region: 132-3335 (1067 amino acids)
Biological process (GO): proteolysis
Cellular component (GO): cytoplasm
Molecular function (GO): calcium-dependent cysteine-type endopeptidase activity
Source: RefSeq, a predicted model, not a curated record